Molecule: messenger RNA, 497 nt
Organism: Brassica oleracea var. oleracea
Lineage: Eukaryota; Viridiplantae; Streptophyta; Magnoliopsida; Brassicales; Brassicaceae
Exons: 2
Coding region: 42-416 (124 amino acids)
Source: RefSeq, a predicted model, not a curated record
UAAAAAAAACAAUAGUAGAAAAAGAGAGAGACAAUACCGAGAUGGAGGAUUUCCAGUCUCCUAGAAUACGAUCUUACAAAUCGUAUGAAGGAGAUCGGAACCUCCAAUUGGUUGAUCCUGCCGAUUUAAAACCGGUGAGAGGGAUUUACGUUGUUAGGGAAUCAAAACGCAACCGAUCUCCCAUGACAUCGGAUCUAUGGCGCAAGAUCUCUUACAAAGACCUGCCCGUUAGACCGAGAAGAGCUUCUUCUCAUUCAACAUCGUUAAAAGGAUGGUGGAACGAUCCGGAGAUGAAGAGAAAGAGACGAGUGGCGAAGUACAAGAUUUAUUCAGUCGAAGGAAAGAUGAAGACAUCUUGGAGAAAGAGCUACAAGUGGAUUAAGGUCCAAUGCUCGAAGAUUAUUCAUGGAAUAUAGCUCUCCAAUGUAUAUCAUCUGUUCAGUAGUUUGAUUUUAAAGGGAAACUAAAGCCAUGCAUGCAUAUAUGUAUUUUAUUCA